Drosophila arizonae is the source of this 970-nucleotide messenger RNA. RefSeq lists its product as uncharacterized. Lineage: Eukaryota; Metazoa; Arthropoda; Insecta; Diptera; Drosophilidae. The record is from RefSeq and is a predicted model, not a curated record.
UUUAGAUCUAAAGUGUACCGAAUAAAUUAAAUCAAAUUCAGACUCUGGACGUAGCCAUUAGAUCAAAAUUAGUGUUUCAGAAAAUUUUAUUUUGAUGUUGCUGCAGUCGAUAUUCGCACCACUUUGGCAGCCAGUGAAAGACCAAUUGGGCCUAUUCCGUGCAUUGGCAACUGGUGGUCGGAUUCCGGGUACAAAUCUAAUAUUGAUGCCAGUCGCUGCCGGUAAAUGUCGCUUUGGAUUUAUGGAACAUUUUAUGAUGGCAUUAGCUGGCGCUUGGCUGCUGUUUUGUGUCAUCUACCGCGAGCUGAAGGAUGUGAAGCCAACGAAAAGACAACAACAACACCAGCAGCCAUGUAGCAUGUGCUGCAUUGCAUGGAACGAAAAGGAUACGGAUACGGAUACGGAAACGACAAUCACGACGACCACGACAACAACAACAAUUACAACAACGACCACGGCGGACACUGGCACAUCCAGCCCAACUGAGGAUACUGCCAACCAGACGGAUGAGAAUGAGGAAACAAUCGAUGGUCAGUUGAUGAUCGAUACAGAUGGAGUGUUGGGUGACGGGACGGAAGCGAUAUUCUAUUGGGGAUGUCAUCAACUGCAUAGGCCAGAGCCGAUAUUUCGAUUUACACGAUUACAGUUGGAGAAAAUGUUGCGUAUGGAUCAGGAUGAAAGCGAUGAUGAUUACGAAGACGAUUCUGAUGAUGAUAUUGUUCCAGAUAGCGAUGACAAGGUUGAUGAUAGUCAGAGCAAUAGCAAUAGGGAUAAGGAGGACAAAAAUUUAGAUAACUAUGAAAGCAUCAAUGAAAAGCAAACAAAUAUCCGAUAUCAAUAGCUCCAGCCGCAGCCAGAAAAUAUCAGGUGCCUUUAGCUGCAAGUUGUCUGCAUAUGUAUGURUCGUCGUCAUGAUGAUGAUGUAUGUAUGUCUAUGCGUGCGUCUCACAUUCAGCGCAUUCCAUUAAAA